This is a messenger RNA of Camellia sinensis, 1750 nucleotides long. NCBI's taxonomy places the organism in Eukaryota, Viridiplantae, Streptophyta, Magnoliopsida, Ericales, Theaceae. The record is from RefSeq and is a predicted model, not a curated record.
CGCCUGGAUCUACUUAUUGGGAGCUCGCCCGCCAGUUGACAGAUCUUCGGGCAGGGUCCGAUAUACUUGGUUUUCUUCCCAUUUCCGGAGGGUGGAGAUGGAGCCUAAGACUCCUGAGGAGGUAGCCCAGUAUACCAGCGAAUUUCUGAUGUUCCUCUUCGGGACCACUCUGUUUGCCGAUAGGGGGAACACUGUCGGGCUCUAUCUGUUGAGUGCCCUAGUGGACCUAUCACAGGUCCGGCGGUAUGAUUGGGGUGGCACUAGUCUGGCUACUCUUUAUUGCUAUAUGAGUGCGACCUCCCGCGGACAGGGGAACAUACUCGGAGGCUAUUGGAGAGCCUAGGAGGUACUUUCUGCCCUCUUGAUUUACAUUUCUUCUUUACAUUACUUGCACAUUGCACACACGACGCAUUUUACACUCUGUACCUUGCACUUUGCUCUUAGCAUUUUGUAUUUACAAUUUGCACUUAGCAUUCUGUAUUCUGAUGGCUACUGCCCUGUUUUCCACAGUUAUGGAUCUAUGCAUACUUCCCGACACUAGCUCUGGAGCUCGAGGUGGAGAUGCCUCCCAUGACCCCUUACUCGCUGGUAUUUGAGGGCCCGUACCGGCCGAGACCUCAAGAGUCUCUCCUCUAUCUACGGCAGUACUUCGAUACAGUACGGCCAUCAGAGAUCACAUGGCAGCCUUGGGCGCCUUUGGGUAGAGACCUCUGAUUCCAAUUUGCCGGAGCCUGGGUGCCUCUCGGUACAGGAUCUUGUUAGAGGGGCCGGUUGGCAUGGCCUGGUUUUUAGGGGAGCGCUUCCUGCGCCAGACAUAGGGCUACCCCAUUCAGGACAUUCCCUCAGCAUCCCCAGACGACAUGCGGACCGCUGAUAGGCUCCCUCCCCAGGGUGUUGUUGACGCCAGGUUAGGCACUGAUGUACUUCUUCAUCUGGAGCAGGGAGAGUACACGACUUAUCGUCACACAUACUUGAUGCCUUCGUUGACGGGAGUUUAUAUUCCGACGAGGAGACCCGUUGGUAUGCCCUCAUCGAGCCGGGCUCGGGCUGCGGACGUCUCUUCCACUAGCAGGGCUGGUACAUCUAGAGGUGGGGGUGGAUUGGUUUCCCCGAUUCCUCCGACUCAUCAUCAUCCUGGGUGGCCAGACAUGCCGACUGAGCUGACGGGAUGGCGAUUCGGGACUCUCUACUCGAUUCCAAUAGAGCCUCCCAUGUUUGACCACAGAUAUGUCAGAGAUCCUGAUUCGCCGCCGCCUCCGGUCGAGUAUAUGGACGAGAUGCUCGGGAUGAUGGCCACACUCGAGGGCAUGGUCUUACGGAGAGAGGCACAGUUGUCCAUCAUGGGUGUCCAGAUGCCUCCGGUAUAUCAGCCACGGACCGGGCCAUCCAGGCCUUCUCGACCUUCUCGAGGAGCCGGGCCAUUUCGGCCUUCUCGUGGGGCCGGGAGAGGGGAGUCGUCCUGCAGACGCAGAGUACAUAUCGUAGAGGAGGAGCCCGGUGAGGACGAAGAGGAGGAGGAGGCUGCAGAUCGUCAGUCAGAGACAUCUGCUGACAGAGAGGAGGGUUCCGACCCUGGUUCCGGGAGCGGAGAGGAGGCUGAGGAGGAUCCCGAGGAUGACAGUUCCGACUCAGAUGGUGCCGGUGGUGCAGAGCCUGUUCCGCAGAAGAGGACGAAGAGGGCCUCUUAUUCCUGCUCUUGAGAGCAUUGGGGCAGCUGUUUCCUACUUUAUUUACCAUUUUUACUAGUAGU